Messenger RNA from Auxenochlorella protothecoides, 387 nucleotides. RefSeq names its product Vacuolar protein sorting-associated protein 55-like protein. Gene Ontology annotation, biological process: late endosome to vacuole transport via multivesicular body sorting pathway. Gene Ontology annotation, cellular component: endosome. The transcript is spliced from 4 exons. The coding region runs from base 1 to 387 and encodes 128 amino acids. The record is from RefSeq and is a predicted model, not a curated record. Lineage: Eukaryota; Viridiplantae; Chlorophyta; Trebouxiophyceae; Chlorellales; Chlorellaceae.
AUGGCCAUCACCGACGCUCGCGUGGCUGCGGCGGUCGUGGGCGGCAUAGCUCUUGGAAUCACGCUGCAGUUCCUCGGAUGCUUGUUGUGGCACAACUGGUGGCCCAUGCUCACAGCCUUCAUGUAUGUGCUGGUGCCCAUGCCCGCCCUCUUCUUCGGCGGCGCCCCCGGGUCCAACCUGGCCAGCUCAUGGGUCGACGCGGGCAAGUUCCUGACCGGCUUCUCGGCCGUCGGGUCCGUGGCUAUCCCUGCCAUCCUGUACCAUGCCGGGAAAAUCGUGGGAGGAGCCCUGGUCAUGCAGCUGGUGGCUGUGGGGGUGCUGGCCGCCACACUCUUUGCCUGGGACUACAUGUCGGAGGUCGACGAGGGCGGUUUCUACUCCUACUGA